This is a messenger RNA of Gekko japonicus, 960 nucleotides long. Its product is annotated as olfactory receptor 52K1-like. The record is from RefSeq and is a predicted model, not a curated record. Lineage: Eukaryota; Metazoa; Chordata; Lepidosauria; Squamata; Gekkonidae. Bases 1 to 960 code for a protein of 319 amino acids. Gene Ontology annotation, molecular function: G protein-coupled receptor activity; olfactory receptor activity. Gene Ontology annotation, biological process: G protein-coupled receptor signaling pathway. The transcript has a single exon. Gene Ontology annotation, cellular component: membrane.
AUGACAGCUGGGAGCUCAAAUGGAACAGCCAACACCUCCUACACUGAAUUUCUCCUGCUUCCCUUUCCGGGCCUCCGAGAAUCCAGAUAUCUCCUCGCCAUCCCUUUCUUCUCCUUGUUUGUUAUCAUUGCCACGGCCAACUCUGUCCUGAUCUACACUGUGAGGGUAGAAGCGAGUCUCCACUCCCCAAUGUACCUGCUCAUCGCUCUGCUCUUUGCAGUCAACAUCUGCGGGGCUUCAACCAUCCUUCCCAAAACGCUGCUGAGUCUCAUGUUCUAUGCCAGCCACAUCUCCUUGACUGGCUGCCUUGCGCAAAUGUUUUUCCUCUACUUUUCAACUGGUCUCGACUGCAACAUUCUUCUCAUGAUGGCGCUGGACAGGUAUGUCGCUAUCUGCCACCCUCUGCGCUACACAGAAAUCGUGACCACCAGAUUCCUGAUUUUGCUAACCCUUGCAUCUUUUGUUUGUACCCUCUUCGUUGUUGGCCCAGUGGUGAUCUUGGCUUCGCGGGUGCGGUUCUGCCGUUCCAACGUCAUCAGCCAUUUUGCCUGUGAGCACAUGGCUCUCAUGAGGCUGUCCUGCAGCGACAUCUCCGUCAACAAGACGGUGGGGAUCGCAUUGAGAUGCAUUUACAAUAUCACCAACCUUAGCUUCCUUCUGGCCUCCUACAGCAAAAUUAUCCACACCGCCUUGAAGAUCUCAUCCGGCAACGUCCGGCACAAGGCCUUCCACACCUGUGGCACCCACCUGAUCAUCAUCUUCAUUGGCUACUCCUCCCGUCUCUCCUCCUCCAUCGUCUUCCGUGUAGCCAAGUCUGCCUCCGCAGAUGUCCACAAUCUGAUUAGCGCAGUCUACCUGUUGUUCCCUUGGGCUGUCUACCCCAUUGUCUAUGGCGUGAGAACCAAGGAAAUCAGGGUUAACUUCUUGAAACUCUUUAGAAGAAAAUUGUCUCCCUUUUAA